Messenger RNA from Miscanthus lutarioriparius, 1182 nucleotides. Lineage: Eukaryota; Viridiplantae; Streptophyta; Magnoliopsida; Poales; Poaceae. The record is from the annotation of a GenBank genome assembly.
AUGGAUAACAUUUUUAGUGGCUCAAGUGGGCACCCUGGCGAAUCUGAAGAAAUGUUUGGGGCAGAUCGAUGGGCUUUUGGUUAUUCUACUACUUUGCAAUCUCUGGAUGUUCAUCCAGACCCCCAGUUCAACAUGCAUGGCUCCUCCCAGAUGUCUGGCCCACCUAUGAAUGGGCAACCUAGUCAGGGGUUCUCCAUUGACAACAACCAUGUGUCUCAGGACGCUCCAACAUUGAAAGCACAGAGGCCCCAAAAAAAGGGAAAAGUGGCUAGGAGAGGAACUGCAUUCACCAACGAGGAGGACAUUGUGGUGUGUUCGGCAUUUCUGAAUAUUAGCAAAGACCUUAUUACUGGUGUGAAUCAGACUUCGGGUGGUUAUUACAAGAGGAUGCAUGAUUAUUUCAAUGAGCAUAAGCCUGAAGGGUCCAACCGUAGCCAGAUUGCGAUUCAACAUAGGUGGGCAUUGAUCCAAAGAGCGAUGAACAAGUUCUGUGGGCUCAAAGAAUCUAUUGAUAGGCUGAAUGAGAGCGGAAAAAUGAGCAGGAUCGGCUUGCUUUGUUUUACUUUCUAUAUAAUAGAUGAUGCUGUAAAAAUGUACGAGAGGACAAAAUCUUUUACCAUCAUGCAUUGCUGGAAAAAACUUCAUAAGGAGGCCAAAUGGAACAAUAAGUUUCUUGAGCUAAACAACUCUACAUCACCUGAUGUAAUGCCAUCUCCUGCAACUCAAGGCCAUGCAGAAUCUGGGAAUGACAAUAUAGACACAUCACGGCCUGAGGGCAGGGAUAGUGCGAAGAGGCCUAGAUCAAAGAGCUUCGUAGAGACCUCAUCAUCCAGUACGGCUGUUGAAGUCCUGCAGCGGUUGCAGGAGAAAUCAGAGAAGACCGAACAGAAGCAAGACCAACAAAUGGCUGAAAUCCUUAGCAGGAAGGAUGAAAAAAUUAAGAUUCAAAUGGAUCUUUUCAACCUUCAGAAGAAGCAUAUGAAGAUGAGUAUGCAACAGCAAAAGAAGGAAAAUAAGAUUAGGGAGAAGGAAUCAGAGGCUCAACUGAUCACAGCUGAGGCUAGUAUUAUGUCGGUUGACAUUGAGAAGGUCCCCGCUUAUCUGAAAAACUAUUAUCUUGGCAUGCAGCGGAAAAUCAUGGAGAGCAGAGGGUUCAUCAGCCCCUCGAACAAUGAAGACUAA